This is a messenger RNA of Abrus precatorius (Indian licorice), 750 nucleotides long. RefSeq names its product heme-binding protein 2-like. The record is from RefSeq and is a predicted model, not a curated record. The transcript is spliced from 2 exons. The coding region runs from base 117 to 503 and encodes 128 amino acids. Lineage: Eukaryota; Viridiplantae; Streptophyta; Magnoliopsida; Fabales; Fabaceae.
CAUCAUACUCAAGUUCUCCCAUUCAAGGCAUUUCUCUUGUUGAAGCAACGAGAACUGGCUUCAGGAGGCUAUUUGAUUAUAUUGAGGGCAAGAACAAUUACAAGCUGAAAAUUGAGAUGACAGGACCUGUGAUCACAGAAGUUUCACCGAGUGAUGGACCCUUAUGUGAAUCCUCAUUUGUUGUGAGCUUCUUCGUGCCAAAAGAGAACCAACCAAACCCUCCUCCUGCAAAGGGUCUCCAUGUCCAAAGAUGGAAAAAUGUGUAUGUAGCAGCAAGACAAUUUGGUGGAUAUGUAACUGAUUCAAAUGUUGGGGUGGAAGCUGCUGCUUUGCAAGCUAGUAUUGCUGGCACUGAUUGGUCUGCUGCAAUUGACAAAAGCCACAGAGCUGGUCAUGCUUCUGUUUACACUGUAGCACAAUACAAUGACCCUUUUGAAUAUGAUAAUAGGGUGAAUGAGAUAUGGUUCUUGUUUGAUAUGGGAAAUGAACUUCAUGCAAUGUGAAGAAGUGUGUGAGAAGACAUUAACUAUUUUCACGACUUUACAUGUUCUACAAGAAAGCUAUGAGUACAUCACAGUUUAAGUUACUAGAGCAUCUGAAAUUGAUAAAAUUAAGUGUUGAACUUCUUGCUUAAGCAAAUGCUUUUAACUUGAAUAAUAUUUUGGAUCAUUAGUUUGUGUUUAGAUUUCCGUUUGGAAAGUUGCAAACAGUAAUUUGAGUAAAAACUUGUUGCUUGUAUCUUUUAAACCU